AUGGGACGAAAGGGUCGGUGCGGAAGAGUCACGCGUUGUAACACCGGUUAUCGUGAGUGGAAUUGGGAGCCGAACCGGCCGUACAUCCAACGGCUGAUGCACUUCCACGCGGCCCUCAUGUGGUGUUAUAUCUACUGGUCUUUCAGACACAACUGGAGAGAACUCGUCGGUGAAAAUAUUUGGCCGCAAAGGAGUGAGUGGUCGGACCAGUACUUAGGAGUACCACAAGAUGAAGACAUUUGAUGGCAAACCACUCAAUGCUAACUCAUUUGGAGUUACUUUUACUGCUUGUUUCGAGCCAUUAGUGGCUAAUCAUAUAAUUUAGUCGAUAAUAUGUAUAGAAAUUGUAAUUAAAUAUCCAUUUAUUUGAAUAAAAUUGGAUUUAAAUUAAAAUUAAA
Oppiella nova is the source of this 398-nucleotide messenger RNA. NCBI's taxonomy places the organism in Eukaryota, Metazoa, Arthropoda, Arachnida, Sarcoptiformes, Oppiidae. The record is from the annotation of a GenBank genome assembly.